Messenger RNA from Caenorhabditis briggsae, 639 nucleotides. Gene Ontology annotation, cellular component: cytoplasm. Gene Ontology annotation, molecular function: kinase regulator activity; protein kinase A binding. Bases 1 to 639 code for a protein of 212 amino acids. Gene Ontology annotation, biological process: regulation of canonical Wnt signaling pathway. The record is from RefSeq and is a predicted model, not a curated record. NCBI's taxonomy places the organism in Eukaryota, Metazoa, Nematoda, Chromadorea, Rhabditida, Rhabditidae. The transcript has 6 exons.
AUGUCUACCCCAAUUCCUCCACAAUCUCCUCCAAGCACCCCCACCAAGUCCAAUCGAACAAGAUCUUUCUCGGGAGCCGCCACGGUAGCCAAUACGGCAUGCAUAUGUGGAAACGUUCCUAUCGCUCUCAAUGCAAACACUUUGGCAGACACAUUGAAAGUUUCUCCUUUGUAUAAGCAGCAAGAUUCAGCACGCUGGAACGCGGCCGCACAGGUAUACCGAACUUCUCGUGCUGUUUCGCCAACUUUGGAAGAGAAGGAAAAAUUCGGGUUCGACAACGCCUACAUAAAUCAAAUGAUCAGCCCGAAAAUGUCGAUUCCAAAAACUCCAAUUUCGUUGGAAGAGAUUGCCGAUAUGAAUAGAAGACGUCAUGAAAUGGAAGGCGGCGUGAUUCCAUCGGAUGAUGACGUUGGACCUUUGGAACUUGAAGCCAUUGCUGCGGUUCACGAGUUGGCCCACGAAGUAGAAGACAUAAGUGUCUCCGAAAUGCUUCCAAGGACCAGUGACCUCAUUUUUGUCAAUGUUAAGACCCAAGAAGGCUCACCAUACACCCUGGAGUUAACUAUGAAGGGGUGGAGAAUUGCUUCAUCGCAUACGGAUUGUAUGAACGGAGAUUAUACAAAGGUAACCGUUCAGUAG